Molecule: messenger RNA, 2988 nt
Organism: Fukomys damarensis (Damara mole-rat)
Lineage: Eukaryota; Metazoa; Chordata; Mammalia; Rodentia; Bathyergidae
Gene: Eny2
Product: ENY2 transcription and export complex 2 subunit
Exons: 5
Coding region: 116-406 (96 amino acids)
Biological process (GO): regulation of transcription by RNA polymerase II; poly(A)+ mRNA export from nucleus; positive regulation of DNA-templated transcription
Cellular component (GO): SAGA complex; nuclear pore; DUBm complex
Molecular function (GO): chromatin binding; transcription coactivator activity
Source: RefSeq, a predicted model, not a curated record
AUAGGCAGGGUGGCGAGACCCCGCCCCGGAAAUGCGUGUUCUAGCUUUCUGUGUGCUUAGGUGCCCGAGCUACUGAGGGUCUAAGUCCGGGCAGCCGAAGAGUGUGGUUAGCAAGAUGAACAAAGAUGCACAGAUGAGAGCAGCGAUUAACCAAAAGUUAAUAGAAACUGGAGAAAGAGAACGCCUCAAAGAGUUGUUGCGAGCUAAAUUAAUUGAAUGUGGCUGGAAGGAUCAGUUGAAGGCACACUGUAAAGAGGUAAUUAAAGAAAAAGGACUAGAACACGUUACUGUUGAUGACUUGGUGGCAGAAAUCACUCCAAAAGGCAGAGCUCUGGUACCUGACAGUGUAAAGAAGGAACUCCUACAAAGAAUAAGAACAUUCCUUGCUCAGCAUGCCAGCCUUUAAGGUUGAAUUAGAUUGUGGUGUUCUGUGGUUUUAUUUCUGAAAGUAAAACUUGCCAUAAAUUAGAAAUCAAUUUCCCAAAAUAAAAUCCUUUUUUGUAUGAUGGUAUACAGUUUUCAGUAAUGAUGUAUACAUUGUAUUGAUUUUUUUCCCUAAAUGUGUUAUUUUAAUAAAUAUCUCAUGAAUAAGUUUGAAGUUUGCUUGAAUUUUGGAAUAAAUGGGACUCUGUCUUUAUCACUAAUUCACUAGGUUGUUGAGAGACACAGUCAGAAAUUAAUGUGGUUUAAGUGUUAGUAUGUGCAAUUCUCUGUGCUAAAAGCCGAGAAGUAGCUUUUCCUCGUUUGCGUAUGGUGUUUUCCUCUUUUGAAUCCCCAUAAUUUUAUAAAUUGUAAUGCCCUACUUGUACUUUAGUUACUUGUCUUAUUCUUUGUUAUGAACUUGGAGGGUUAAGACUGGGUCUUACUCAUCUUUAUGUGCCUUCCUUAUGCUUCAACGAAUUUACAUCUAGUGGAAGAGAGAACAUUUGCAAGCUGGCUCUACACCAAGCUCCUCCCACAUGCUCUGCGCAUCUGAACUUUGAAAGCAGAAUCUAUAAAUUGCAUCCCCACAUACUAAGGUCAAGAAAGAACUUAAUGGGAAAUAAUCUCCACCCAUUAGCUUUACUCUGCCAUCAGGAUUACUAAAUCCAAUGGACACUUGUCUAUUCUUAUGUGACCUCUGCUGGAAAAUGAGAAUAUUGACGAUCCUGCCAGUUGGAACUCCUCAUUGUUUCUUCCUACCACUGGAAGUACCUUCUAUUUCAUGUGGAGUACAUUUUGCUGUAUGUGACGAUUAAUACUGUUUUAUAGGGCUCUAUCCUGAGCCCUCUGCCUGACUAACUGGAUAUACUUUGCCUGGGCAAAUCCCAAGAAAUGAGUCAGACCAUGGCUUCAUAUACCACAGGUUGAUAAAUGCUAAACUGCAUCUUCAAACCAGACGUAUUUCUAGCCUCCAGACCCAUAUAUUCAUCUGUGGAUCAGCUUCCUCGGAUGUUCCACAAACCUCAAACUGACCAAAUGUAAAAUAAUGAUUUUAUUUUUCCCCCACUAACUAUCCCUGCUGUAUUCCUUAUCUCUGAACGGUACCUCCCAGACAAACAGAUUGCCUGAAGAACUUAUUAAAAUGCUGAUUUUGAAGGUAAGAAAUACCACGCAAGAUUCUGUAUUUCUGACAAGGUAUGAGUUUUGGUUGUGCAUUUUGCUGAAUGAGGACCACUUUACGUUUAAAACUAAAUUGUCCUCUCCUUUUAACAGGUCCGUAUGAUUGCAGUAGACUCCUAUUAUUUCCUGCUCUUCUACACUACUGCCUCAGUGUCCUUACUAUUCAUUUUACUCUUCUCCUUGAAAUAUCUCAGUGCAAGGACAAGAUUCAAACUUGGCAAAUCACCUAGGCCCUUCUAGAUCUGACAUCUACGUAUUUCUUUAGAGUCCCCCAGAGUAUAGGUUCUAUCUCUAAUUCCUCUGAAAAUCCAUUAGCCCUUUCUUCCUACUUAACCUCAUUUCUAUUUGCCUUUCAAAAUUCAGCUUGAAUUUCUAAAACAUUCUGAUCCUCUUCUGAUUUAGAUUUUGCAUUUUUUUCUUUACUGCAGCUGUGCCUUUCAGCACAGCGCUUCUUGAAUUUAAUGCAUGCAUUCCUGGGGAGGAAGAAAUGACCUGUUUGUAUGAUGCUUGUAUGUAAGUGGGGUGGCAGAUGAGUGAACAACUGAACCAGUGAGUGAACAAGAGUGUGAACGAAGGGAGUAGUGUGGGGUGUAACUGAGGAAAGGCUUCACAAUUUUUGGCUCACCGUUCCCAGAAAUAAUUUGAUUAAAUAUAGUCCUUGAAUCAAUUGGGUUUAUUAAGUGUUGAGCCUGAGACAGGAACACUUAACAGUCAAAACCUCCCAAAAGAGUGUUGUUUCACUAUCUCUUGAGAACAGUCUUGUAAGUAAUGGAAAGGUACUCCUCAUUUUGUUGCCCAUUAUGAAAAAGGAAAUAGAAAUAAUUUUUAUUUCAUAGUGCUGUAUAUGGAGUAAAACCAAAAAGUGUUCAUAAAGAUACCACUUUAAUAAACCAAAGGAUAAUCUGUGAAAAUGAAAACAUUUUGCAAUGUGAUUUUUAAAGUAGCUGAAUUAAGAACAGCAAUUUGAAGUACUAAACAUAGGUUUAGAUCCGUACAUUUAUAGAUGUCUUAAUGAAAUCUUGACUUACUGAUUUACAUAAGGUAGGAAUACAUUCUUCAAAAAUUGUGCACCCUUUCUCAUUCUGUUGAAAAUUUAAUAGGAUUAUUGUUACAUGACUACACCUGGUGAAUCUAAUUAGGAUUACUUAAAUUUCUUUUGUAUAGGAUUAAAGACCCAACUCAAUUAUUUAUGUAAUCACUUUGCUUUGGCGUUGCAAGUGUAUCAUUUGGUUGAGCAGUGCCAACCCAGGGCCUAGGUGAAAGCUUCCUCCGACACGAGAACUGUGACAGCUGCUCAGUAGCUGAUAUUGGAAAUGAUCCAGUGUGUGUGUGUGUGUGUGUGUGUGUGUGUAUACUGUGUUUAACUCUUCUUGUAAAAGACAUGUU